Seriola dumerili (greater amberjack) is the source of this 2153-nucleotide messenger RNA. It is a transcript of the gene tysnd1, whose product is annotated as trypsin domain containing 1. The record is from RefSeq and is a predicted model, not a curated record. Gene Ontology annotation, biological process: protein processing; regulation of fatty acid beta-oxidation. Gene Ontology annotation, cellular component: peroxisome. Bases 230 to 1831 code for a protein of 533 amino acids. The transcript is spliced from 4 exons. Lineage: Eukaryota; Metazoa; Chordata; Actinopteri; Carangiformes; Carangidae. Gene Ontology annotation, molecular function: serine-type endopeptidase activity.
GCUAGAAACAAAAUUUAAGUUCUUAAAAAACGCUGAUUAAACGAGGAAUACUGUAGUUUAAAGUCGUCGGUAUUGGUUUACUGCGUCAGCCCAGUGUGGAAGUUUGUUUUCUUGUUUCACUGCCGCUCUCUAGCUGUUUGAAAUGUAAUGCUUUUCAGUAGUUUAUCCGUGUCUUCAAUUCGCUAAACCGUUAUCGACAUAUGGCUAAACUGAAUGUGCAUUGCUAAGCAUGGAGGUAAAGGAGGUAGAGAGGUGCUGCUGUGUAGUCAAGGUGUCAGAGGCUUUUUCAACAAAGAAACCCGUGAGCUGCAGCGGAGUCAUCGUUCAUCCUCAAACUGGAACAGUGAUAUGUACCGGCCUUCCGUUUUCACGUUUUAUUACCGAUAAUGAGCCCUUCUCCUCGGACCGUGAGUUCCUGCCACCGCGCAGCUUCAGUGAAAAACUUAAAAUCCGCGUCAGCUUUUCUACUCAGCGAGAUCUGGACAGAAGCCGGCCUGCACGGGGAGAAGCAUUCACACCCUCCAGAGCCAAAACAACACGGCAGCGGGAAGUUGCAGCCCAGUUGCUGAUGCUGGUGAACUGCCUGGAGUUCAAAGAGGCUUUCAAGGCAGUUUUCCAGGAGGCUGACCAGUGGCGUUUCCAUGGUGAUGAAGAGGAUGAGGAGCUAUUGAGAGAUGCCCAAUUCCUCAGCUGGUUCGCUGUGCUCAAGACACGUGUGGUGGUCGAAAGAGGCACAGAUUCAGGGAGCAUCCCGUGGCAGAGGAGCUCAUCUCUCCGGAAGGGCUGCCCAGUUGUUGCAUGUGGUUCACCUUUCGGCUCCCUUUGCUUAGACCUCUUCAUCAGCACCCUCAGCAAAGGUAUCAUCAGUAACCUUGCCGGAGAGGACAACGCUGUCAUCCUCACAGAUGCCCGCUGUCUGCCAGGCACAGAGGGUGGAGGGUUGUUUGUGGUGGAAGGGGCAGACAGUGUGCGUCUUACUGGGCUCAUCGUGUCUCCAUUUGGUUGGAAGGCGAACGAGUGGAUAGGCCUCACUCUAGUCUGCUCAGUCCACUUGAUCUUCAGGAAUGUCAUCCGCUGCAUGAGCACUCAAGAUCCACUCCGGGAUGUUUGGCUACAUCCGGAAGAGGCAGGCCUCCACAUGUCCUCCACAGCCCAUGAGUCAAAAGCUGUUAAAUACCCCACUGUGUGCUUUGUGGACAGUGGGCUGUUCUGGGGCUCAGGGGUUGUUAUUGCCUCUCAGCUCAUUUUAACCUGCCGGCAUGUUGUCAACGGGAAGUCUACAGUCACCCUGAAGUUCCAUCACAGGGACAGAGUCCAUAAUUUUGUGGGUGGUGUGCUGUUUUCCACUGAAGCGUCUUCUCCCUAUGACCUGGCUUUGGUGCAGCUGAGAGGUUCUGUCCCAGAGGCUGUAGUCCCUCAGAUCGCUCAAAGUUUCAAUCCAGGUGAAUCUGUAGUUGUGGUGGGAUAUGGUGGUUUGGGUCGGAGCUGUGGUCCGUCCCUGACCAGUGGUGUCCUCUCCAAAGCCAUUAGUUUGAAUUACCAGCCCAUCAUGCUUCAGACCACUUGUGCAGUACAAGCUGGGGCCAGCGGGGGUGCUGUGGUGCGGGCAUGCUCAGGAGAGUUGCUUGGUAUCGUGUCCAGCAACACAAGGGACUUGGCUGCCAAAGUGACCUAUCCACACCUCAACUUCAGCAUCCCAGUGACUGUUUUCCAGAGAUUGUUGCAGCGCUUUCACCAGACAAAGGACGUUAAUGUAUUCAAGAUAUUGAACACCACAGAAAAAGAAGUCAGAAGGGUGUGGAGACUACAAGGUGCUCAAAGCAAACUAUAACUGAGGACCCCUGCAACAGUGUGUUAGAGAAAACAGUUGGAUGAUUACAUUGAAAUGAAUUAAUCAAAAUAUCUUUACAUAAUAAUAUUAAGAUUAUGCUUAUCUUUUUUAAACAAAACUGAUAUUUUUAAUUAUGUAAUUUAAUGUUUUAUACUUCGAUUAGUUACAAACACAGGCACAGAGCUGAUGGAGUAAAUGCAAGUAAAACAAGAAUCAUGGAUUCCAUUUGUUGAUACUCUCACCCAGAAUCAUACAAUAAAUAAUGUGAAAUAUAUUUAAAUAAAAAAACACUUUAUAUUAACAGCCAAAUUAAAGUUACUUU